This is a messenger RNA of Medicago truncatula (barrel medic), 1247 nucleotides long. RefSeq names its product F-box protein At4g35930. The record is from RefSeq and is a predicted model, not a curated record. Gene Ontology annotation, molecular function: protein binding. The transcript is spliced from 5 exons. Lineage: Eukaryota; Viridiplantae; Streptophyta; Magnoliopsida; Fabales; Fabaceae. The coding region runs from base 185 to 982 and encodes 265 amino acids.
GGGAAAAUUUCGCAAAUAAGCAAAAUUCAAAUAAACUGAAAAAAAAUAAAAACCCUAAUAACCCCUUUCACUAUUUUCCCUCUCACUUUCUCUCUCCGAUUUAGGGUUUCAUUUCCAUUUCCAUUUUCAAUCUCCAAUCUCCAAUUUUUAAUUCAUGGUGAAUUGAAAUUGCUGAUUCAAUUCGAUGGGGAAGGUGAUGACGACGACGGAGAAGAGGAAAGGGAGGAGAAAAUUGAAGAAAUCUGGGACCAAGUAUUUGAAACCUGGAACCCUAGCUCAGCUUCGUUGUAGCAAGUAUUUAGGUUCUGGAUCGGGUGCUGGUAGGGUUUGUAAUGAUAUUGGGAAGAAAAGGGUGGAGCUUUUGAAUUUGGAGAAGAAUGAGGAUCAUGAAGGUAAGGUGUUUGAUAAAAGUCCGCUGAUGCUUUCGCCGGUGAAUUUGGUUAAACAGAGUAGUUCAGUUGGAACGCCGAAGACCCCGAGGAUUGAUGAGUGUCAAUCGGAAUCGAGGCUUGAGUCUCUUCCCAUUGAUUUAUUGGUUAAAAUAUUAUGCUGCCUGCACCAUGAUCAACUGAGAGCUGUUUUCCAUGUUUCUCAAAGAAUUAGAAAAGCUGUUAUCGUGGCAAGGCAGUUUCACUUCAAUUAUACUACCCCAGAUCGCUCUCGGCUAGAGAUGCUAAGCACAAUGACUCCUCGUCCUUCUGAGCAUUGGCCUUUUCUGUGCAGGGGUGAUGGGAAGGGACUAAGGAUUCCAAGCCCGCAUACACCUAAAGCACCUCGUCAUGGGCCUCGACCUCCUUCUCGCCUUAAAGUUUCUGAGAUGCGACAGGUUACAGCUGUUCUUUUCAAGGAAUCGGCUUUCGCUUCUCGUUGCAUGGUGCCAUCAGUUAUACCAAAGCCCCAGUGCAAAUCAGUGGCUUCUAACAGAGUUCUCUUCUGUGAAGAUGAACUAUGCAAGGCAGUUGCUCAGAAUAAACUUCUCUGAAGUGAUUAUGUUUAUUUUUUCCCUUCACUUUGUAUAGUUCUUUUUUGGUUUCUAGUGAAUGCUAGUUAUAGUUAUGAUACAGUUUUGUAGUCUGUGUUGGUGGCAGUUUAGCUGGUAUGGAUAUUCCUGAUGUCCAAUUAGGUGUGGAGGGUUGGCAAUGUUUGCUGAAAUAAUAUUAUUAUAAAAUAUUACUUGUAUAUUUUUGUUUUUCUGAGACAAUUUGUGAGUUUAUUUUCAGAAACAAUUGAAGGAUCUUCUUCUUUUA